This is a messenger RNA of Macrosiphum euphorbiae (potato aphid), 1467 nucleotides long. NCBI's taxonomy places the organism in Eukaryota, Metazoa, Arthropoda, Insecta, Hemiptera, Aphididae. The record is from the annotation of a GenBank genome assembly.
AUGAGUAAAAUCUGCUGUGUUGUUAACUGUAGUAAUACUUAUAAAAACACUACAAAUGUUAAGUUUUAUAAUUUUCCAAACAAGCCUUACCAAAGUGAAUUAAAGAAGCAAUGGAUUUAUGCAGUUAAACGUUUAGACAAUAAUGGUCAAUUGUGGUAUCCUAAGCCUCAUUCUGUUAUCUGCAGUGAACAUUUUGUUGGUAAUAAACGCUCAAAUGACUCCAAUAGCCCUUCAUACAUACCAUCAUUGUUUCCUGAAGUGUACAAAAAGAAACAAGUUAAUAUUAAACAGCUGAGUGAUAGGUAUAUACGAACAUCAAACCGUCAAGACAAAAAGUUAAAAAUGAUGAUAAAUGAUGACAAGUCUUCAGAAGUAGAAAUCAUAGAACCACUUCAGUGUGAAAGCUUGAACUGUGUCUCUAAUGUGGGAAUUCAAGUUAUGUUUGAUUUUAACAAUACAAAUCCCUUUAAAUUUGAAUGCGAAUUUAAUAAAUUGAAUAAUGAUGUUGGAACUCAAGCAAAUAUCCCAUUAUUAAAUAAUAUUUCUAAAAUUUCUAAUACUAAAGACAUUGCUUGUGGUCCAAAUGUAUCUUGUUUAAACAUGAAUUCUUUUUUAGGAUAUCAUUCUAUAACUAACGAGUCACAAUUAAAAGACUUAACCAGUACUACAUUUAAAGUUUUUAACUUGCUACUUUCAUUUAUCUCUGAUUCUUGUUAUAGUACUGUGAGUAAAGAAAAUAGAUUAAUGAUUUUUCUUAUCAAAAUUAUAUUGGGUAUAUCAUAUUCAGCUAUUGGAGUAUUAUUUAAUAUUAAUCGUACGACUGUGUCAAGAAUAUUUUAUUCUGUUCUAAAUUCUUUAGUUAGCAAAACAAAACAUUUUAUCUUUUGGCCCAACAAAAAAUCAAUUUUAGAUACUUUACCAAGAGCUUUUAAGCAAAAUUAUCCUAACUGCCGCUGUAUUAUUGAUUGUACAGAAAACAUAAAAACUGAGCAACCAAGUACAGUUGAGCAAAGAGUUAACAUGUAUUCAAGGUAUAAAAAUGCUUACACAGUAAAAACUCUAGUAGCAAUUACUCCUAGUGGUUUAAUUUCAUUUUUAUCAAAAUGUUAUGGGGGUAGAGCAAGCGACACAUUUAUCACCAAUGACUGUGGUUUUUUAUCAAAACUUGAAAAAGGAGAUGAAGUUUUGGCAGAUAAAGGUUUUCCAGGUAUUAAGGUCUCUUGUGAAAAUAAAAACAGUAUUUUAAUAAUGCCUCCUUUUCUUCAUAAUGGGAGAUUUAGUGAAAAUGAAGUAGUUGAAACAUACAAUAUUGCUAGUGUGAGAAUCCACAUUGAAAGGGUUUUUGCCAAAUUAAAAACUUUGGGAAUUUUAAAUAAAAUAACUAUAGAUUUGUUACCCCAAGUUGAUGAUAUUAUGCAUAUAUGUUGUGUGUUAAUUAAUUUACAAAACCCUAUAAUUAAAGAUUAA